Molecule: messenger RNA, 5901 nt
Organism: Plasmodium inui San Antonio 1
Lineage: Eukaryota; Apicomplexa; Aconoidasida; Haemosporida; Plasmodiidae
Product: myosin ATPase
Exons: 4
Coding region: 1-5901 (1966 amino acids)
Biological process (GO): actin filament organization; vesicle transport along actin filament
Cellular component (GO): cytoplasm; myosin complex; vesicle
Molecular function (GO): microfilament motor activity; actin filament binding; ATP binding
Source: RefSeq, a predicted model, not a curated record
AUGGCGUCUCUACAGCUUAAGAGCAAUGAAACGUUUUACUAUUCGAACAUAUCCAAUGUGGGGGAGGACAGCGGGAAGGGAUCGACGAACACUGCAGGGGUAUCGAAGCGAGAUGGAUCUUGUCAAAGAAAAGAAAGUGAGAAGGUCCACUCGGAGAAGUAUGUGUGGUGCUUCUAUAACAACAUGUACAAGAAGAUGGAGAUAUGCGGAUUCAGCGAAUCGGGAAAGGCUUACACCCUUAAGAGAAAAGGAGAGACCCUGGAGAAUGUCUCCGCCGAGAAGGUCAUCCCGUGCCUAAAGGAGCACAUCCAGCUAGACAGCGAAAACAACAUCGACAUCAUACAACUGAAUGAGCCCAACGUGAUAGAGAAUUUAAAAAAUCGAUACGCGAAGGAUAAGAUAUACACUUUCCAUGCGUCCCUCCUCUUGGCCAUCAACCCGUAUAAGCAGAUUAAGGGGCUCUACGGCGUGAAGAGUAUGAAUAGGUACUUGAGCAAAUUGGGGAGGGGCUCCCUGGGAAGAGGCAGGACUGAUGGGCGAACCGAUGGCAUGAUUGAUGGUAGGACCCAUGGCAGCACCGAUGCCAUAACCAAUGACAUCACCGAUGACAUCACCGAUCAUCGCUUCAACCACCGGAGCGCCCCUGCGCACAUUUACGACAUCGGGAACAUGGCAUACAGAAACAUGGUGCUGAAGAGAAAGCGGCAAACCAUCGUCGUCUCGGGGCACAGCGGAAGUGGGAAAACGGAAAAUUGUAAAAUUCUGUUCAAGUAUUUCCACUACAUUUUCUUCCACAAAAGUGGAGGGCGCCGUGGAGCAGGGGAGGAAGAGGCAACAGGGGAGGACGGAGGAGGAGCCGAAGACGAAGCAGUGGAAGACGAAGCAGCGGAAGACGAAGCAGCGGAAGACGAAGCAGCGGCGCGCCGAAGCAGACAAUCCAGUGAACAACUCUUAGCAGGGCUUCACCCGGGUGAUCCCAGCGGAGAUGCAAAUCGACAACGGAUCGACAAACUAAUAUACAUUAACAACAUAAUCGAGGCCAUGAGUAACGCCAAGACGAUCAAAAACAACAACAGCAGCAGGUGUGGACGGAUAAACGAUUUGAUCUUUGAGGAGAGGAACAGGACAGAUGAAACCUUUUUCAAUUACUGCUUCUCCAAUAUAAAGAUUUCUAUUCUCUUGCUGGAAAUCAAUCGCUGCAUUAGUCACAACAAGGGGGAAAGGAACUUUCACAUUUUUUACCAACUCGUUAGGGGAUUGACAGAUGCACAGUUGGGUCAGAGGGGGCUGGUUCGCGAUGUCCAUCAGUACAGGCUUCUCCGUUGUGGUAACCAUGGAGAGGAUAGUCACACUGGUGAGGAUAGUCCUACUGCUGAUUCUUCCCUUGAGGAAGAGCGGAAAGAUGAGAAGAACUUUCAGCACCUGAUGGACGGCCUGAGGUACAUACAGUACGACGAGGGGAGGAUAAGUCAGCUUAUAGAUGUGAUCGCUGGGAUUAUUCAUUUGGGGGAGAUUGAUCCGGGUGGGGGGGAAGAAGAGCAGCGAAUGGACGGUGAGGAGAGCGAUGAGUCCAAGUUGGCAUCGAAGUCGGCAUCGAAGUUGGCACCGAAGUUGACUUCCGAGUUGCCGUCCAACUUGUCGACAACUCCUGAGGCGCCAGCGCCGGCGGGGAGGAGGACCCCAAAUGACGAGAGCUACCAAAAGGCAUGCGCCUGUUUGCGGUUGCCCGUUGCCGAUCUAGAGAGCUUAAUCAGGUUCAAAUGCAUCCACGUCUCUGGGGAAAGGAUCCGGACCCAUCGGAGCAGAGACAAUUCGGUGUAUACCCUGCACAGCUUGAUAAAGGUGAUAUAUAAAAACCUAUUUAGCAGAGUCGUGAGUGACAUAAAUAGGACGCAUCUGUCUGGGAAAGAGAGCGAAGAGAUUAUGAAUGAGUCUGCCUACGCAAGGAAUAAUCAGAUCAUUUCGAUUCUGGAUCUAUACGGGUUCGAGGAUCUAGCUACCAAUGACUUUGAGCAGCUGUGUAUCAAUCUAGCCAAUGAGAAAUUAAACAAUUACUACAUUCUGAACGAAGUGGAGAAAGAGAAGCUUGUACAAAAGGAGGAAAACAUCCUCUGGAGUGAUGUUCCUAUUCCGAACUAUGAAGACACGAUCCAUUUUGUGGAAAGGUUAUUUUCAAACCUGGAUGAUAUAACCAAGCUGAAUAGCUCUGGACAGAAGAAAGUCGACGAUAAUUUCUUUUCCUAUCUUCUAAAUAAUGAGAGGAGCUACCUGGAGAAGGGGACCUACGGCUUUGUCAGCAAUAAGGAUGGCUCCUACACGGAUAAAAGGCACAGUGUGCAGAGGAACGUCUUCUUUGUGAAGCACUACGCGGGGUGCGUGACCUACACAGUGAACGAGUGGAUAAAGAAGAACAGCGACCGGGUCGAGGCAGAGAUAGAGGAGCUGAUCGCCCAGUCGGGCAACUGGUUCCUUCGCGAGGGGGGAGCGACAAGUGGGCAUGGUGAAGCGAUGAGGGGGGAAGGAAAUGUGUGCGGCGGAACUGUGGGGGCAGGACGUCUGGGGGGAGGAAAUCUCGACAAAUUACAAAACGGGGAUGGCAUAGCCAAGCGAAAUGACCCUAACCAGCGAACUAAUGCGAACUGCUUUUUGGCCUCCGCAAGGGGGGUAGUACCCACCGUAGAGAGCAUCCACAACGCCCCCUCCAACAAAAACAUUCUAAGCGUUAGUAAGAAGUAUAUAAAAGAGCUAGAUAGGUUAUUCUCAAACAUGGAAAAGACGGACCUACAUUACAUUAGGUGCCUCCUGCCAAACGAACAAAUGAAGAUAGAUCACUUGAAGAAGGGACUCCUCUACACUCAGUUGAAACAAUGUGGAGCCAUUGAGAUGGUCAAAAUUGUGAAUAGAGGAUUAUCCCAUAAGGUACUAAAAAUGGAUUUUCUACAUAGAUGCAGAAGAGACAUCCCCAAAACAUUGCAGCACUGUAGGGAUGACGAUAUUGUAUACUACUUCAUGCGAUUGUUUGACGAGAGGGAUAGGUUUAAGUUGGGAAGGAAUUACAUUUUUAUGUCGUCAGAGGUGUAUACAGAUGUGCAUGGGUACUUGUAUGGCGAUCAGUCCCAUCAGAUGAGUAGUCUUCUUCCCCGGGUGAGCGAUGAAGCAGAGAGGAAAAUUCUCAAAGAAAUAAGAUCGAUGCGAUUUAGGAGGUCCGUGACCGUGGUAAAGAUACACAUCUGGUUUAAGACACACUAUAGUCCCUAUUUGAAUAAAAAAAGAAUGAUGAAGGAAAAGGCCUGCGAUUAUAUUUUUAAAAUGUACUUAAUCUUUAAGACAGUGAGGAGUGUGAAGAAGAGCCUGGGGUACAAUGUCCGUCGUCUGCAGAAGGUGCUGGCGCGGAAGGCCUACGGGGGGUUCUUCAAACAGGUGCGGGCGGUGAAGAGGGGGAAGCCAAAGAAUCUGGGUACCUCCUUCGGCGGAGCAGUGCGCUCAAAGGUUGGUGCAGGGGAAGCCACUAAAGAGGGGACUAAGGAGGGGACUAAGGAGGGGACUAAGGAGGGAACGAAGGAAGGCGUUAAAGAGGGCACUAAAGAGGGCGUUAAAGUAGGCACUAAGGAGGGCGUUAAAGUAGGCACUAAGGAGGGACUUAAAGAGGACACUAAAGAGGGCGUUAAAGAGGGCGUUAAAGUAAGCACUGAGGAAGCGUUACCGCCCAAGUUGCAUCCCCCCCCUUGCGAUGAUCAUGAUGAUGAUGAUACACACUGCAACGGGCUCAGCCACGUGGCACCAGAAAUGUUUGUCGCCACACCGGAUAAUCGCCAUCACGUGUACAAUAACAUCGACUGGGUCGUGGUGUUCCGAGAGAAGCAGGUGCACCUGUACAGCGUCGCCUACUCCUUUGAGCGGGUGUGCAAGAGGUACCUCCCCGAUUUUGACGCCGUCACGGUGAGGAAGCUUCCUUGGGGAGGUGGUGACUAUCCCAUUUCACAGCUCGAGAGACACAGUGACAUGCCUCCCCUCAUUCACUGCAUCGGACAGCACCCCCUGUACAAGAACAUAUUCCUAGCGGUGGACGCGGACUUAGUUGUCCGUAUCUUUACCUACCCGACACUGGACUCCAUUAAGAGUUUCCUAAAAAAGAAGAUCGAGUUGCUGAAGCGGGGUAGCGAUGACAUACCGAGUACCUACCUGCCGCAGUUGCAUCGGAGUAGAAGAUUUGGAGGCCCCUUAGGCGGGGGAUCCUCAAUGGGAGCAACCACGCAGGGAAGUCAACCAGGCGAACUCUUCAGCGAAGAAAAUCUCAACCUAUUUAUGCAUAUGUACAAAGAUGUGUACGUGCUGAGCUCGCUGGGAAAGGCAGCAGGGGGGGCCGAAGUGAUGGAGGGGGGGGAAGCGGGACGACCAGGGUGGAGCACGCGAAGGAGGGGAAUGGCGCCCACGGGAACGAUGCCAACCACGCGAACCACGCGAGAAGAGUGCACCCUGCUCAGGCGAAUAAAGAAAGAGGAGUACCUCGACGCGGAGAUGUACACAAACCCGUCAUUUAAAAUUCUGAAGGUCACCUUCCUCCCCACGAGCCUUAGCCACUUCCUAUGUCUGGCCUAUCUGCACACAGGACAGGACCACUACUUAUUGGUGACCUUAGUGAACUGCUUCUCCAAGCCCACCUACAAUUACACGACGAAAAUUCAGAUCAGUGACGUUAUCGAGAAUGAGCAUUUUAGGAAGUCCUUUGAGCAUUCAUGUGGAGAUUCCCUUCCUACUGCUUCAAUCCAAUCGGUGAGGAGAUCCCUCCCAGGGGAUCAAAACGGAGAGAGAGAGAGAAAAAAAAAAGACGUAGAGAAAUAUCUCAGCACAAUAAACAUGUCCGUAAUUAGCAACUCGCAUGUAGUCAUUCACGGAGCUUGUCUUCUCACCCUGUUGGAAGUGCAGCGUUACGAUUUAUGCUCUGCAGACGUGUAUGUACGGCAGUAUGAGUACCCAUUUUUGCGAGUCGUAUUCAAUCUGAUCUGUUUUGAAGUGUUUAGCCACGUGUGUGACGAGCACAUGGGGAGAUUGUCGCACGAUCUGAAGCACAGCUUGGUUGUUGAUGAGUUGUUUGGGGGGAAGAAGUGGGAGAGGAAGAAGUUGGAAGACGGGAGAAGGAAUACUCAAAUUUGCCUGAACAAGUCAGGCGAUCCUGAUAGUUGUGCACACUUGGAAGAACCGCCUGACUCAACGGACGCGCAGGAACCGCCUCGCCAUUGCUCCUUCUAUGUAUUUUCCCCACGGGGAGGAAUAUACCUGUUGACCAAUGACGGGCAGGGGGGCUCCUCUGGGGAGCUCUUUCGCCACGGCCCCUGGGGUAUUCGGAAGUUCGCAGGGAGCAGCUCGACCGGGGAUGAAGCACUGGGAAAGGAAGCAGAAGGGGACGAUAAAGCCGAGGGAGACGUCCCUCCGUUCAGCUAUUACGGAGUAUUUAGCAUGAACAUAAGCAAUUUUUACAAACAGGACUACUACAAAAGUUUCGUGACGUUGAAAUCGUCUAUCCAGGCGAGCAUCAGAAAAUAUGUCUGCGUGCGGAAGGAGUCAUUCAUGGGGAUUAGCAGCUGCAUUAACAGAUCUUUGUUCCCAGAUGUGUGCAUUUUGCGUGAGUGGAAGGGUAGCCGCUUGAGGGGUGUGAAACGAGACUGCCUUUACUACAGCCUAAGGAACGGUGGGGAGGCUAUGACCUUGUGUCCCGGGGAGGGGCACCCAGCACCCCUGCCUGACUCGACGAAUGACCCUUCCUACAGCACCCGUGCCUGCAGUCCUCUGGGCCACUUGGACACCCUGUUGCUUCUGAGACAUAACAACAGGGAUGGUUCCUACGCACUGGAGUUCUUCAACAUAGUGAAUGGAAAGGGGAGAGUGGUUCCACUGGAGUGA